AUGAGUCUUGAUAUAAGUGAAGUUGAAAAUAUGAGAUCAGAAUUAUAAAAGUAUUAUGAAAUAGGUCCUAUCAAAGCUUUAACUAUUUUAAAUUAGCUUUCUAAAAGGAAAUUAGAGAGAGAAAUAUUAGUUGGCAGUAGAAUUACAUAAACAAUAGCAACAUUAUCUAAAAAAUUAGCGAAUAGUGAUGAUGAAGAUGACGUAGAAGUUUCUGAGCUAUGUUCAAAGCUUACUUGCAAAUGGAAGAGGAUUUUUGAAAAGAAAAGAUAGUGA
Tetrahymena thermophila SB210 is the source of this 273-nucleotide messenger RNA. RefSeq names its product TFIIS helical bundle-like domain protein. The transcript has a single exon. The record is from RefSeq and is a predicted model, not a curated record. Lineage: Eukaryota; Ciliophora; Oligohymenophorea; Hymenostomatida; Tetrahymenidae.